AUGUACGUCAUCACCAUGACGGUCAGGAAAGAUAGUAGAUGGCUAUUUCCCAGCCUGACUGGACGAAGGAAAUAUUACUUGCAGAACACCACUGGGAACGAGACUAGAUAUAUUAUAGUGAAUGCCGAUGGGCGGCAUCUUCAAUUUGGCUCUAUUUAUCAACGGGUGCUCGGCACUGACAAGACGCUCGACUAUUCCAAGUGUGGAAGCAUCUCGCAGGCCUUCAUGCAAACCUCUGUUGAUGGGCCGUCACAGCCACCACGUGCAUCCAUCGUCACCGCGACGCGUAACGCGAUACCGCCGGCCUCUCCUUAUUCAAUGCAUAUCGCCGUCUUCACCCAAGCUGCAUACUCGACAGUAGAAGAUACCGCCACCGACAGACUAUCAAUAAAAACAACUGUAGCAUGCCUGGCAAUUGUCUAUGGUUUCGGAAUCGGAAUCAAUGAUGUCUUCCCGCUGUAG
Messenger RNA from Guyanagaster necrorhizus, 462 nucleotides. RefSeq lists its product as uncharacterized. Lineage: Eukaryota; Fungi; Basidiomycota; Agaricomycetes; Agaricales; Physalacriaceae. The transcript has a single exon. The record is from RefSeq and is a predicted model, not a curated record. Bases 1 to 462 code for a protein of 153 amino acids.